This is a messenger RNA of Anopheles darlingi, 2753 nucleotides long. RefSeq names its product insulin-like growth factor-binding protein complex acid labile subunit. Bases 760 to 2676 code for a protein of 638 amino acids. The transcript is spliced from 3 exons. Gene Ontology annotation, molecular function: protein binding. NCBI's taxonomy places the organism in Eukaryota, Metazoa, Arthropoda, Insecta, Diptera, Culicidae. The record is from RefSeq and is a predicted model, not a curated record.
ACACCAUAAAUACAUCGAGAAAGUGUGUGCGAAGCGGCGUCUCGCAGCGUCUCGCGAUCGUUCGCAGUCCGUCGUCACUCGUCCCGGUCAGUCAGCUGGUAGUGGCGGAACCAACGUUAGUAGCUUGUUCAUCUCUCGUGCGGGCGUGCCAAGUGGUGGACAGUACGUUCCGUACAUCCAUACCGUAUUACCACCCUUCUGGCUAUUGCAACAAAAUUCCCUGGAGACGGUGACCAAUCCAACCUUGAACCAACGAGUCCCGAAAGGGGUACCGGGCCCUGGCAUUCCCAAGGAACGGUGUACGGACUGCACGGCUUUGAAGUAGACCACGGUGAUAACAGCCGAAUUGGCCUGACAGUGCAGAAGGGUGGUUGGAAUUAAAAGUGAAAAGAAAGUUUUUCCAACAAACAUAAAAUCCUCGCGUACCCCCCUCCUCCUCCUCCUCCGGGUGCGGUCACCACCGGUCGGGCCGGUUGGGUUCCGGUGGUUUGGUGUUAAAUAAUUUAAAUAAAAUUGCCAAAGUUUUAUCGCCAUCUUGCGGUGCCGACGCUCAGCGCACCAGCGGGAGAUCCCCAUCAUCCCGCAUCGCCACCGCGUGACAUAACCUCUCUCACACACACACAAAGUGCCUUGGUGGUGGUUUGAAGAGCGUUGAAAAGCGAUUUUUCGCGGUGCUGUGUGCGCGUGUGAGAACGAAACGCGCAAGUGUCCGAGUGGAAAACUGUGAAAAACUGUGUCACAACAACAACAACAGAUGCGAUGCGGUGGCCGGUUGUUACUGCGGAUACUCCGGCUCCUCCACCGUACACUCCCCGGUGGCGCAUCCUACCGUUGGUGGUGUUAGUGAAUGUGGUGCUACUAGUGGUUGGUUCCGUACAGGCCGUACCGUACGGUGAGGCCGGUGUCGAGGUGGACGAGGUGAACGAUGCCAUCUCGUUGACCGCUUGUUACGUGGAAGAUCUGCGCAAUAUCCGCGAACAUCGGCAGAAUCCGCUCACGAUCGCAAUCACACACUGCUAUCUGCAAGAGCUACCGAACGCGAUCUUCAUCCGGUUCAACGAUCUCCGGACGCUCGAGGUGUGCGAUAGCCGCGUCAACAACUUGCAGGACUUUGCCCUGAACGGGCUCCGCAGUCUCGAGACGCUCAACCUGUCGCGGAACAAUCUGACGACGAUCAAAUCGUGGAGCGACCACGAUCUCGAUACGCUCCAGGUGCUCGAUCUGCGCCGCAAUCUAAUCCGCGGCCUGGAUGAGGCCUCCUUCCGGCGGUAUCCGGCACUGGUGAAGCUGAACCUGGCCGUUAACUAUAUCACCGAAGUGCCGGAAGGUUCGUUUAAACCGGUGGCCAGCACUCUGCGGUCGCUGAAUCUUGGCAAGAACCUGCUGACCGGUGUCGGUGAGGGAACACUGCGAGGGUUGGGUAAACUGACGCACGUUGCGCUCCACCACAACCGCAUCCGCUCGAUACAUCCCGAUGCGUUCGCAACCAACGGUCACCUGCGGUCGGUGCAGCUGCAGGGCAAUCAGCUGAGCACCUUCGAGCCGGAUCUGCUGGCCAGUCUGCCGAGGUUGGCGUUUCUGAACGUCAGCUGCAACGAGCUGGUGUCGGUCGGCAAUCUCAGCUUCAAGUCGAACGGUGAUCUGCGGGUACUGGAUUUGAGCUACAAUCGCAUCGAGCUGCUGGAAGAUAACAGCUUCAAGGGUCUGUACGAUCUGGAGGUACUCAACGUCAGCAACAACCACCUGCAGGGUGUCAGCAAACAUGUGCUGAGGGAUUUCGCUAAUCUGCAUGAGCUCAACCUCGCCACCAACGCGCUCCAGUACGUCGGUCUGAAGCUCUUCGCCACGACACCGCGCCUCGCCCACCUCAACCUAUCCGGUAACGCCAUCAACGACAUCGACCGGGAUGUGUUCGAAGAUCUGCCGAAGCUUCACACGCUCGACCUCGCCGGUAACCGGCUCACCGAGGAUUCGUUCCUCUGGCCACUGAUGAACCUGGGGGUGCUGAACAUGAGCCGAAACGGGUUCCAGCGCGUUAACGCCUCACUGUUCGAGAGUGUCGCGUACGUCGAGCUGCACGGUAACCCGUGGGAUUGUCGCUUCCUAGUGCAGGAACUGGCCCAUCCGAACCGGAACGUUGUGUACGGUCGGAACUAUGCCGUCGACGAUCCGAUUCACAUCAUCCAGGCCACCGGUAUCGAGUGUACGGAUGAGCGGGGCCGCCAUCGGGAUAUUGUCGUCGUGGAACCACCGGUCAAACCGGUCGACGCCGAAGCGGAGUUCCACCGUUAUCGGUUCUUCCACGAAGGGCACGUCGAUACGCGACCGAUACGGGAUGAUUUCGAUGCCAAAUCGACCGUCAUCUGGCUGAUGUCGGGUGCGAUCGCCGUGUUCGGGGCGUUCAAGCUGAUCCAGCUGCUGCUGCGGCACUCGGAGCACCAGAGCGAGAAGUGGCGCCUGGCACAGCACGUAAGUAGCAACGAGGAUCAUGAGGCCGCACGGCGCCAUCAUCAGCACUACGCGGCCAGCGGUGGCGACUCGACGGGUCAUGGUGUGGCGUCCGGCGGCCUGUCGCCACCUACGUCGGGCACUUCCGCCGGUAGUGGCGGGGGAUUCCACUUCUCUUUAAGCGUACCGCAUUCGGCAUGCGAGCGCCAAUACACGCCGACAAUUUAGUGGAAUCGUCUUCAGCUUCAGCGCUUUAACCGCCGUGUUCAGUGACCAUCAACAACCAUCGUGUGAUAAUCGUGUUG